Molecule: messenger RNA, 2181 nt
Organism: Penaeus indicus
Lineage: Eukaryota; Metazoa; Arthropoda; Malacostraca; Decapoda; Penaeidae
Product: RNA-binding protein 28-like
Exons: 5
Coding region: 714-1289 (191 amino acids)
Molecular function (GO): mRNA binding
Source: RefSeq, a predicted model, not a curated record
GAGUAGAAAGUGAACACUGUAGUCUGAAUAGCGCGAGUGUAAGGUCAGCCAAAACAUUUUAAACUAUAAACCUCCCAAAGACCAGGUUUCAUGAUGCCGAAGAACAGCAAGGCUAAAGUUGUAUAAAAUAUACCAUAGCAUCAAAAAAUAUACAUAAUCUAGCUAAGACAUGAUAUAAAGUCUAAAGCCAACUUCUCCAAAUGGUCAUAAACAUAAAUCAGCGUACUUUAUAAAGCGGAUUAAAGUCCACUGGAGAAGUUUGGAAAAUUCAUCAAAGUGCUAUUCGUGAAUAUCAUGAGUUGUCAGCUUUUGCGAAAUUUUGGGAAGGCAGAUAAUCGAGUGUGAAAUAUAUGUUUGCGUCAGAAUAUUGAAGAUGAGAGACAAGGAGAUAAUAUACUGUAAUAUACUAUUCGUAGAGAAUUGGACUGAUUAAGUAGUUUUUUUUUAUUGCAUCAAAAAGGUGAAAAAGAAUAGAGAAGAAGGAAAUAUAUUGUAGGCUGGCAAUCGGGCUGAUAUACACUGUGUCAAAGAAACGGAGAUAGAAAUGUAGACCAAGAGAAAGAGAUGAAGAAUGAGUGAGAAAGACACAAACAAAACAAGAAGAAAAUAUAGAAAAACAGACAGCCAAACCCAGACGCAAACAUUUUUUUUCUGAAUCAAUAAAAAAGGAAAUAGCAGAGAAGAGUUAAUCAAGUAAUAAAAAGCUCCAGGAUAUGGAAGGAACAGUAAAACGUUUGUCAUUGAGACCCCGCACCGUGACUGUCGUGGUGCGAAAUCUCCCUCCAGCCACGACCUCGGACCAACUGCGUUCAAUCUGCCGCGACUUCGGCGAGGUCGUGGAGGUCGAGAUCCCGCAAAGAGCCGCGAAUUUUCAACGCUUCAUUUACGGGUUUGUCCGGUACAGCAGCCUAGAAGUAGCUCUGAACGCCGUGCUGAAACUGAACACACUAGUGGUUCAGGGGAGGCAGCUGAAUGCAGAGGUGGCGAGAAAACACUGGCGGAACACCAAUGAUAAAACAGUGCUUUACGACGCACCUGAGGAGGAUGGGCAGAAGGAAAUGGACGAAGAUGAACUGACAGAAGAGGAACUGAACACAAGAAUCCUGCAGUUGUGUCACCAGCAGUGGCAGCAACAUUGCAGGGAUAACAGAGAGAGAAGUCUCCCAAGUUUCCACAAGCUCAUGGACAUGCUAACCGAGACCUUCAGCCAAGACGACGAAGAGAGGGACACCGAACCGGAGUCAUAUUUUUAUAAACAAAAUGCUGACGAGGAGCGUUUGAUGUAUUGACGUCCUGCUCACUAUUAGUGUGGAAAUUAUUGACGUUAUGUUCAUAUUUACGGUUUUAUAUGUUUUGAACCGAAAUUUUGGAUUGAAUUAUAUAUAACACCUGGAUUGCCGAAUAGAGCAUACUAUAUUAUCAGGUUUAAACGUUUUUUUUUUCUUCCACCUCAUAGAGAAAUCGAUUUUCAAAGACCAAAAAAAAAAGAGUAUAGAGUCUUGAAUGUGAGAAACCUCGCUGGAAAUACUGAGCUUAAAAUUCCACUGCAGUACAAUUGUGUUAUAGGACGAAAAAAUUGUACAACAAAGAUCUGAUUAGACACGGAACUAUAAAGAACUUCGGUACGAUAUCUACCGAUUUACCAAAAUAGUCAUAACGCGUUGAAUAGUAAUGCAAUCUCUCACAAACUCGUCACGAAGUAACUAUGAUUAUCCAUAAUAACUUAAGGGGUCGCCACAACUCCUGUACACUGUAAACUACGCCGUUUCAUUAGUCACGUGUGCGCGCCCUUGGACACAGCUAUUAACAUGGGCUGUGACAUGGCUUUCUCUUAGCUUCCAACAUGUUCGAGCAACGUCCAAAUACUGCCGUCAGAAGGGUGAAAGGAUCUUGCUUGCUGCUGUGGCUGUAUUGAGAUGAAAUUUUCCCCUUGAGUUUGCCGCACUCCUGCCGUUUUGUCAUGGGGAACCGCAGCAUACCGUGUCCAUUUUUCACAACACUGCGGUAUUAGAAUGUUCACGCAAGUUCUAUGCUUGUGUAGACCUUUGUGUUCCCGUAUCAUAUUCACACACACACACACACACACACACACACACACACACACACACACACACACACACACACACACACACACACACACACACACACACACACACACACACACACACACGCACACACACA